Molecule: messenger RNA, 8687 nt
Organism: Ceratitis capitata (Mediterranean fruit fly)
Lineage: Eukaryota; Metazoa; Arthropoda; Insecta; Diptera; Tephritidae
Gene: Mhcl
Product: unconventional myosin-XVIIIa
Exons: 21
Coding region: 677-7336 (2219 amino acids)
Cellular component (GO): myosin complex
Molecular function (GO): cytoskeletal motor activity; protein binding; ATP binding
Source: RefSeq, a predicted model, not a curated record
GGAUUUCGCGCUUUGAGUGAGAAAAAAAAACAAAAAUAUGUGAGAAAACCCGUAAUAUUUGCAUUUAGCAAUAGCAAAAACGUCAUUGGUGUACAAUAAUUGAAGCAAUAAGAAAAUCCAAACGGGGAAAAUUGGAAAGAAAAUCAAUUUUUACUGCCUAAUCUUGUGCCAACAAACAAAAAGCGAAUUGCUUGCGAAAGUCGGUGCUACUAAAGUGUGAAGCGUAGAAGGACCAAAGCAGAAGUGCGGCGCUCAAAAAGAACACAACAACAAUAACUGCCACCCUCACACACAUCUUUGGGGGCAAUUAUAGUGGCACAUCCAACGAAAGCGAGCCACAAAGUAGCUGGUUGACCUUCGUGUUCGCGUGAACUCGCACUCGCAGCGGUCGGUCUGCAAGGGCACAGGGCACACGCACACUAUUGAUUGCCCGUCAGAUGUGUUGUGUCCAGCAUAGUUUGCCGGUUGUGCCCAAAUAAGCAGCACGAGCGACUUCAAACACACCCCCGGUACAUAGUAAAUAUAUAUACACACACAGACAUAUAUGCACAUAGAUAUAUUCCAUAGUUGGCACUUACUUCCUGAAUAGCAAAUACUAGCAUAGCAAUAACUAGCAAAUAGCAAAUAGCAAUAACUGCUGCUGCAACGAAAUCACAACAGUCACAAGAGCCAUAAGAUGUUCAAUUUUAUGAAAAAGGGCGUGUCUUCGGUGAGCGGUGGCAGCAGUGGUGGCGGUGAUGAGGAGAAGGAACGUCGCAAACGUGAGAAGAAAUUGCGUAAAGAGGCUAAAAAUGCUGGCGUACUUUCGGGCAGUAUGAGCACGGAAGAACUGCUGCGUCUGGAUGAGGUUCGACGCUCGUUAAAAAUACGCGGUCGCCGUAAAGAGAAAGAGAAAUUGCCAAGCGGCAUUACAGCAGAUUACAGUGCAGAGUUCUUUGCCCAACUCGAUAUAGAUCGUGCUGCGUUAAGCGCUGAACUGAGCGGUGAAGGUGAUAGUAUUUAUGAAUUGGAUCGCGGCAAUGAAGAAAUUGUCGCAUCUGUGACGACCACCAUUGAGAGUCGAUAUAAUGGCGCUGGAGCGGGUGCUGUUGGUGGUGCUGCCAGUAUACAUUCCAUGUUGGCGAACGCAGCGACUAGCGGGAAUGGAAAGCAUCGCUCACUACCGCCCGUACCGCCAAAGCCACCUAAACGUGGCAUAUUGAAGGGUUCACGCAGUAACAUAUCCAAUGUGCAUGAGGAGAUAACGAUCGCAUCGCCCGAAGCGCAACUGCUUGUGAUGCGCAAUACAAUGCAAAACGAGUUGCCCUUCGAUGGUAGUCGAAGUAAUAGCAUAAGUGGUACUGCUACCGGGCGUAGUAGCAUGGGUGCAGUUGGUGGUGGUGGCGCCGGUAGUGUAGGCGUUAAUCCACACACUAGCGGUGGGACCGCCUUCACCUCUGUAGAGAGCCUGCGUAGUGACGAAGGUGGUAAUGGCGGUAUCCAACGCGCUAUGACUCUACCCACUACAGCACGUUAUGCACCACAGCUGCCACAACAUCAUAGUGGUAAUUUGCGUGUGAUGACUUCACCCUCGCCUAGCGCCGAUAGUCUCACAGAUACGACAAAUUCUUCCUUUGCCACGCCACCAUUCUCGCUGAGUCCUAUCGGUGAAUCACAAGGGAUUGAUCGAUGGUCGCGUGUACAUGCAUUCGAGGAUGUGGAAUUACCUUUGCCACCGAUUAAAUUGGUACAACUACCGCCGGCGAGAGAGCUUGUUAUUCGCAGACAGAAGUCGCCACGCAAUGAUUUCGGUUUUAGUUUGCGUAAAGCGAUUUGUUUGGAUCGCGCUGAAUCGCUUACUGCACCCACAUUUAAGCCGGUCAUAUUUGCUGAACCGGGUGCGGGUGGUGGUGCAACUGGUCUGUUGCCAGGUGAUCGUUUACUUAAAGUCAACGGUACACCGGUGAGUGAGUUGUCGCGUGAGGUGAUCAUCGAAAUGAUACGCAACAGCGGUGAUUCGGUUACAGUAGAGGUUCAACCUGUUUCGGAACUGGUGGAGCUGAGUAAACGUUGUAUGCCAGCUCAAGGUAUAGGCGUUAUAGCUGCAGACGAUGAGGUGGAUCGUGCAGCGAGGAAUGCAAACUGUAAUACUCUUAAGAGAAGCGCCAGUAAACGCUUUAAACAACAGCCACGCCAUAGCAACAAUACCAACAAUGACUCUCACUUACAUUCAGGCGUUGGCGUCGGCAAUGGCAACGAUGAUGGCGAUGCCGCAGAUUCCUCACAAACCACAGGUAACGGCGGUGAGCCCGUUUGGUUAGUCCAUCGUGGUGGCUUUUGUGCUGCUCUACGUCUACCCCAAUCACCCGUACAACGUGAGAAUCAUAAAGUGACCAUACGACUGCUACACAAUGGCAAUGAGAUGAUGGUGGACGAGGAUGAUAUUGAGAAACAGAAUGCAUCGACACUAGAUUUAGUCGAAGACAUUUGCGAUUUGAAGCAAUUGAACGAGGCGUCAGUGUUGCAUUGCUUACGUCAACGCUUCGCUAGCAAUUUGAUACACACGAAGGCGGGCCCCACGCUGCUCGUUGUCAACCCAAUGGCACCGCUAUCGCUCUACUCGGAAAAGGUUGUUUCCAUGUUUCGUGGCUGCAAGACGGAGGAUAUGCCUCCGCACAUCUACUCGCUGGCACAGACCGCCUACAGGGCCAUGUUGGAAACGCGUCGCGAUCAAAGUCUAAUAUUCAUGGGACGUUCUGGUUCUGGCAAGACGACAAGUUUCAAGCACGCCUUAUACUAUUUGGCGUUGGCCGCCGGCUCCUACAACAACUUCUUGAAUGCAGAAAAAGUCAACUCUAUUAAUAUUAUUUUAGAAGCAUUCGGAAAUACAAAGACUUGUCUCAAUGCAAAUGCGACGCGAUUUACACAGUUACUCAGCUUAGACUUCGAUCAAAGCGGACAAAUAGCGUCCGCCUCCGUGCAGGUAUUGCUCCCAGAGCGACAACGCGCCGGUCGUCGGCAAACCAAUGAUCACAGCUUCCAUAUAAUGAGUCGUUUGCUCGCCGGCGCUGAAGGCUUACUGCAAAAAGAAUUGCAUUUAGAUAACAUGUCCGCCGUGGACAAUCACCCCUUCGUUUCGCUGUCGCAAAAACUGGAGGAACGUCAUCGCGCUGCAGCCGAAUUUAUGCGAACUGUUCAAGCAUUAGAAGCGUUGAAUAUAGAAUCGAAAGCAGUGCGUGGUAUCUGGAGUAUAUUGGCGGCAAUUUAUCAUCUAGGACUGGCGGGUGUUACACGACUCAAUGCAGGACCAGCUUCACGCUUACAAUUUGCAAAUCCCUCAGCCGCACGUAGAGCUGCUGGACUGCUGGGUGUCUCUAUGGAGGAUUUGUCUGCCGCCGCGUUCAAUGCAAGCGGUCCCGGUGGUGGUGGCGGUGGUGGAACGAGUCCUUCUAAGUCGCCUACCGAUAACACCGAACAGGCUUGGGAGUCACUGGAAGCGCUUGCCGUUGGACUCUAUUCCGAGGCUUUGGCGGCUGUAGUGGCCCUUAUUAACAAAGCCAUCUGCACUUCGGCGCACACAAUCGCUUCCAUUAUGCUUGUGGAUACACCUGGCUUCCAAAAUCCAGCUAGCUGUGGCUUGCAAACUGGCGCCACUCUCUCCGAUUUACGUCACAAUUACCUGCAGGAGCGUUUGCAGUUGCUCUUUCAUCACACCACAUUAGUAGCGCCACGCGAUCGCUAUGCACAGGAGCUGGUGGAGAUAGAUACGGAGGGCAUGCCCGAAACGCAUCCCGGCCCGCUGGUAUCACUCAUCGAUAAGGCGCCACAAAAUCUCGUCGUGCGUUCGUCGCAACGUGAUUUGCGUGAACACGAUCGUCGCGGUCUGCUGUGGCUGCUGGACGAGGAGUCCAUGUACCCCAAUUGCAAUGAUGAUACAUUCCUGGAGCGCCUGUUUACACAUUACGGUGAUCGCGAGCAUCAAACGCUUUUGCGUAAAUGCGCCGGUCCCAAACAAUUUGUACUGCAACAUCUGCAGGGCACCAAUCCGGUGCUAUACACUGUCGAUGGUUGGGUACGGCAUAGCCGUGAGCACCCUGCCAUACGCAAUGCAGUAACAUUGCUUCAGGACAGUUCCCGCGACGAGAUAAGUCGUUUGUAUAUUGGUUCAUUGAUGCGUGGCGCGGGUGGUAUUGUAUUCUGCGGCUCCAUAGCCGGCCUCGAAGGCACACAAUCGCUGCGUCGCGUAUCCAGUAUACGACGGUCCUUCACCUCUGCCGGUGUAAAACGAAAUUCUAUUAUGUUGCAAGUUAAAUUCACCGUUGAUGGCAUAAUCGACACUUUGCGCCGCACAGGCACACAUUUCGUACACUGUUAUAUGUUGCAACAUAAUGCCGGGCAACACAGCAGCUAUUCGGCGAGUGGUUCGCCAAAUGCCUCCGCGUUACAGUCGAGCAGUGAGGACAUGGUGAAUGUUCCUUUACUGCGUAGUCAGAUACGCGGCUCACAAGUACUGGAGGCGGCGCGUUUGCAUCGUUUGGGCUUCCCAGAAUCAGUUCCUUUAGUCGAAUUCGUUCGACGCUUCGGUUUGCUGGCUGGUGUUGACUCUGCCGGCGCUAAAGAUAUAACCGUCGAACAAAUUUUAGCUGCUAAUGAAGUGGACACUGCUACGUAUCGUAUCGGACCUAGUCAAAUUUUAUUCCGUUCUGGUGUUUUGAGUGAAUUGGAAGCGAAACGUGAUGAGCUCUUGUCGGAUCGCAUCAUACAAUUGCAGGCAUAUUGCCGCGGCUAUUUGGCACGUAAACAGGUGGCGCGCCGACGCGUACAGGAAUUGGCCGUACGUUGCAUUCAACGUAAUGUCAAAGCAUUUCUGGCGGUUCGUGAUUGGCCUUGGUGGCGCCUCUUGGUGCGUGUAACGCCUCUGCUGAAUGUUCAUCGCACCGAGGAGCAACUGAAGUUGGCGAAUGAGGAAUUGUCAAUGUUGCGUGCCAAGUUGGAGAAAAUCGAAAACGAUCGUAACGAAUUGAAGACUGAAAAUCAAAAAUUGGAAGCGAAGUUAUCCGAAAUGGCAGUGGAUCUCGGCGAAGAGCGUUCAACCGCCAAUAUCGCCACCGAGCGACUUGAAGCCGAAACUGCGGAACGCUUAAAACUCGAAAAGGAACUUAACGAGCAGCAAAAUAAAGUGAAAAAUUUACAAGAGACCAGCGAGAAGCUGGAAAUGGAGUUAAUAUGCGCUAAAUCCGACUUGAAUGGCGUAUCCGAAGAUGAGGAUCCCGAAAACGACGAAGGCGGCGGCAGUGGUGUUUAUAAAUUAAAAUAUGAACGUGUUGCACGCGAACUCGAGUUCACAAAGAGACGUUUACAAACACAACACGAACACGACUUAGAGCAGUUAGUUGGUCUUAAGAAACAGCUGGAGAAGAAGCUCUCAGAUGCCUACGAAGAAGUCGAAGAGCAGCGUCAAGUUGUCGGUCAAUGGAAGCGCAAAGCACAAAAAAUGACCAACGAGAUGAAUGAUUUGCGUAUGUUGCUCGAAGAGCAAAACGGUCGUAAUAAUUUGUUGGAGAAGAAGCAGCGUAAAUUCGAUGCGGAAUGUCAAGCGUUGCAGGAUGCCGCUCGUCAAGAGAGAGUCACAAAGGAUAGAUUGUCGCGCGAAAAGGACGUACUGAUCGCAGAGAAAUUUACGUUGGAGCAAACAUUAGCGGACACUCGUCUUGAGCUCGAACUCAAGGAAGAGAAGUUGGCGUCGCUACAGCGUGAACUGGAGGAGAUGACUUUCGGUGGCAGCACCGAAGAGGAAAUCGCACAGCUCCGUCGUUCUAAGAAUGAAUUGGAUCGACGUGUCAAAGAGCAGGAGGAGGAACUGGAUGAGAUGGCCGGGCAAGUGCAAUUACUUGAGCAGGCUAAGCUACGAUUGGAAAUGUCAUUGGAAACAAUGCGUAAGGAGGCGCGACGCGAGGCGCAACAACGCGAUGAUGAGUUGGAGGAGGCACGCAACAGCUCAUACAAGAAGAUUAAAGCUUUGGAGUGCCAAUUAGAGACUGAGCAUGAAGAACGCACAUUGCUGCUCCGCGAGAAACAUGAACUCGAAAGACGUCUUUCUUCGAUGGAAGAUCAAGACCGCAUGGAUCGGCAAGCCGAAGAGGCCGCUACACAGAAACUAAAACGCGAUCUACGUAAAUACAAAGCAUUGCUGAAGGACGCACAAGCGCAAUUAGAGCGCUCCAAGGCAGAGACUCCAGGCAAAGCACUUAUAAGACAACUACGUAAUCAACUUGAGGAUGCCGAAUCGGCGCGCACACUUGUCAUGAAGGCACGUCAAUCUGCCGAAGCUGAGCUCGCCGAAGUGCAAGCCAUGUUCGAGGAGUCACAGAAGGGACGCAAUGAUGCAGAAGAACGUGCCAAUGUUGCGCAUCGUGAUCGUGCCGAAUUGCAGGCACAAAUCGAGGAGAACGAAGAGGAGCUUGCUGAGUUGAUGAAGAAAUACAGUGCAGCGGUUAAACAGCUAAAUACCGAACAGAUCGCAGCUUCGGAGUAUGAGUUCAAGUUAUCCGAAUUGGAAGCCGAACGCAACAAUCUGAAGGAGACAGUGAGCGAGUUGCAACAGCGUUUGGAAGUCGUCGAGAAUAUGGCGGAUCCAUCGACAGCGAUGCUCUCGAAGCGUUUGGAACUGCGCACCAAAGAACUCGAGUCCCGCCUAGAUCUCGAACAAGCCACACGCACGCGUCUUGAAACGCAAGUAGCGCGCCUCAAAGAGACGCUCGAGAAAGUACAGAAUGACGUUGCGCAAGCGAAGUCACGUGAGAUGCAAGCACAAGAUGCGCUUAAGAAAUCACAAAAGAGUUUGCGUGAUAUGCGCGAAGAAUAUCAUGUGGCGGCGGGACGAGAGCAAGAGUCUGUGGCAAAACGCAAAGAUCUCGAGAAGAAAUUGGAGCAAGUGGAAUCGGAAUCGUCAGCUUUGAAGAAUGACUUGCGUCUGGCGUUGCAACGAAUUGCCGAUUUGCAGCAGGCAAUGGAGGAAGGUGAUGACGACGUAAGCGAUAGUGAUGAUUCACGCAGCACGGAUGGUUCGCUUAGUGAUUUGGAGGAGCGUUUGCGACCUAUCAAAGUGAAACGCACCACCAAUGGCGAAUUAAUGAGUCCAAGCUCAACUAAAACAUUGGUGCAUGAAAAGGAUGACAACAGUCCGAGAAUCACAUUGACCUCACCAUCAUCACCGCAUAUACAUAAAUUGGCACGACAGGCGAUAGCCGAGGAUGCAGCGAAGGCGGAGGACAAGGUAGCCACUGCAACGACGACUACGGCAAAUAGUAUUAGCAGGCAACCAGGCGGCGCAGGCUUGAAGAAUGGUGAGGCUUGAAGAGAGCUAUCAUGUACCAAGGAGCAGCAAUAAAAUGUGAAAGAAUGCUGAAAGCAAAUGUGUGUGUUGCUAAGUUUCACAUAAUUUUAAAUUUUGGUAUGAGUAAGGGGAAAUUAAAAAAAAAAAAAAAAAAACAAAGCAAAGAAAAUAAGAAAUUGUAUCGCAAAAACAGCAAGAAAAACACUUGCAUAUGUGGUGUGUUUAGUCGGAACCAGAAAGGAAAGAACCUGAAGGCAAUUUUAUAUUUGAAUGUAAGAAUUUUAUAAAGAAAAAAAAAGAAACAGCAGUAAAACGGCGAAAACCUAAUGAAGAGGAGUAAGCAUGCAAGUAAAUGGACGAAAAUACGAAAAGAGUGUUUCCGAAAGAAAUGGCAAUCCAUUGACACGUAGAGUCUGAGCAACAAUUUUGUUUUUUAAAAAAGCAAAAUAUGAUUAUAAAAGAAGUUAAACAACAACACCAAAUACGGCAUAGCACUCAUUAAAAAAUUGAAUAAGACAAAGAAAAAAAAAAAUUUUAAUAUUUUGAUACAUAAAAAUUUUGAAGAAAAAAAGUAAACUUUACUACUAUUGCUAAUACAAAAUAUUAAAAUGAAAAUAAAAUAAAAUAUUUAAUGGAAAACUCAAAUUACAUAUAACAAUGACACUUAGUCCAACAAAAUCUUAGUCAAAGAAAAGAAAACAAAAAAUAUUUUAAAUUCAUGCUUACAUACACACACAAUACAUACAUACAUGUAAUAGCUGAUUAGUAAUAUUGAGUUAGCAAAAUGAUGUUGGAAGGUACUACUAUCUACUAUUACUUUAGCAAAACAAUUUUUUUUUGUUUUUUUUUUUCUUUUUUUGGAGAGCUGUACUAAUGAGCGACAACAAUAAUUAGCCGGUUAAAUGUGUGAGAGUGAGAGGUGUAGAAUCACAGAGACAGAGUUUCAUACGUAAUAUCACCUGAUGACAAGUAUUCUACAAGGAUAUAAGAACACCAGCAUACAAAUUAGUUAAGCUCAAUCAUACUGAAGUGCGUGCUUAUUCCCGCUAAGUUUUCGUCUCAAUUAUACCCCCACUGAACAAUAUAACAAACCUACAAAAAAUAAAUAAAAAAAAGAAGCAAAUUAUAUGAAUUUUUCGUUGGAAGAAUAAUGCAUAUACAAUAAUAAAUGUAUGUGCAUAAUAUGUAUUUAUGUUAUAAUUUAUUUUUAAACAAACACAGAAACACAACGAAAUGUUAAAUAAUUAUACACAUGUAUAUUUAAGUAAUUGGAAGCGUUAAAGUGGCUGCUGCUUCAAUUAUUUUGUCUAAAUGUACAACUUUAUCCGUAUCAAACAUACGUGUAUACAUAUAUUCGUAUGUGUAAAUUUUC